CAAAAAUGGCGCCGCCUUUACGUUAAGGCGCUUCAUUCGACGUUCGCGUGAUGACGCCAUCGCGCACCAGUGGCAAGCUCCAGCCACGGCACUGAUGUACUGUAACUUCUUUGAUGCUUGCCUGAUGACUGUUGGACAGGUAUUUCCUUGGGUUAUUUUCGCAUUGCUCGGACUGUGAGUGAGGUCACCGGGCGGCCUCUCGUCCCGUCCGACGGGCCGAGGACACAGCGGGAAGGUGAGGCGGGCUGAACUUCUCUUGUUAUCUUGACUUGUUAACCUGCUUUUAUGGCCCUCCCUUUCAACGGCAUGGUUUCCCCCAAGAAAUACAAAAAACCUGCGAGGUGGGCUGUACCAAACUGACAUCAUUAAGGGGUGAAAGUGGCUUUGUGCAAACUGUAUACAGAGAGGCCCUCCUAUUCCUUAUUGACAUUGCUGCCCUUUAUAAGGAAGUACGUGUCAUGCCUGGUGCAACUGUGUCUCCAACUUUGUGUUUUGUGUGGGUGAUAUCUCCUUCCCCUUACUCCUGGCAAUGGGGUGUCAUAUCCAGAUAAAGCAAUGAUGGCUAACCUUUAGGCUGGCUGAGCAUUGUUGGGAGUGUAGUUCAUAUAAACUAGGGUUCUCCAUAACAGGGUCAGGACAUGGUUACACACACACCAGUCACAGUGUAUUCAGCCUGUAUUUGCCUUAAAUUCUUUUCCCCCAGAAAUUGCAAUUGAUGUAAACAGACACAAAAAAAACCCACUCCUAGUUUGUUCCCAAAUAAUACUUAAUAUUGAAAGAGAGAGGUCACACUGAAUGAUUUGUGCUACAAUAAUUGUAUAUUCGUGUAAAUAAAUAUAAUGUAGUAAUCAUCAUAAUCCUAAAACAAUCUAGUCUGCUUUUUUUUUUUAUUUUUUUUUACUUCUAGUAUAUGUGUAGUGUGUUGGUAGUUAAUACCCUUCACUAGGCACAUGAAUACAUUUACAUAUACACGAAUACACUCAUAAGUUUCACAGGAUGUGUAUUUAGUAUAUAGACAAUGAUUCCUUUGAAAGGUAUUAAGGGAAACUGUAAUAUGACUUUGGCGUUUUGGUAAGCAUAGACAAGUCUUAUCUGAUUUGUAAAUUAUGUGAAUUGUCACUGGAAGAGCGUUUUGGUUGAAUAUGUAGAAGUGCAGUGUAAAAAAAAAAAAAUGUAAUUUAUAUUAUGAUGUAUGAGUCCUUACAAAACAGAAUGCAGGUAAUUAACACCCAAAUUAGGUGUGAGCACGCAUUGUUUGGAAUGCUGUGAAAACAAAGUUGCAGCUCUGUGUUUUGUCAACAGUUGCAGUGUUUUGUUUUUUUUUAUUACUCAAAUUUACUGUUCCUCAUAAUGAUAGAGUUGUAAAACUUUACAUGUAUGAAAUCCGUGAGAAGAUUUGUGUAUUGGGCCUUAUUUCACAAUGAUAUAUACCUUCAGUACCAUGGUUCCAAAAUCCUCAGGUCUGUUAUGCCAUUGAUUUUGAAUGAGUUAAAUUUUGGGGGAUUUAUUGUCUUUAUGGGACUUGUGACAUCACCUGGACAUUAUGACCGUUGAAUAGUGCCACUGAUUGGUGUUUUGGAGUUGGGGGAUAAAGACCUGUUAGAAGCUGAUAGAAGUUACUUUUUAAAGGAACACUCCAAACACCAUAACCACUACAGCACACUAGUGGUUAUUCUGCCAGUUGAGCAAUGCCUUGUGAACUCGAUUGUUACAUAAUUGACUUUUUUCUUGGGGUUUGCUGAAUGCCUCUCUCUGCUUCUUCCCUUCUGGUACUGAGAGCCGAACGUUAAUGCUAAGAAUUAACAUUGGCUUUCUUUAGGUAAGCUUUUAAGUGUAGGCAAGCUCAUUGGCUGAAAGUGUCAACUGAUUCCCCUCAGUCAAUGGGUUAACCCUGUCUUGUAGACAGAGAGCUUCUGGCUCUUAUAGACAAGUCCCUGACAGACCUCUACAGACAUUCAAAAGUAUUUAUAACAAAACGCAAACCUUACAAUAACAUACCUCCCAACAUUGGGUGAAAGGAAUGCAGGAAGGUUUGGGGGCAGGCUAGCCAUAAAAAAGGCACGGUGUCAGGCUGGCAUAUGAGCACACUAGACUGACUGACUGACUGCUAUAGUGGCUAGUCACAAUCAGGGCUGCACGUGUGUAAAGCACACUCUCAUAGACUCAAUGCCCUGAGUUUACAUGGCCCAGCGUAAGCAUGUCUGAUAUAUUUACACUGAUCCUUCUGAGGACAAAUUUCUGUUUGGAUAAACGUAAAUAACUCCGGGGCGACAGAAUAUGAGCCCCAAAACAGAACCGUCCUGCUGAAUCCAGGACUGUUGGAAGGUAUUCAAAAAGAUAAGCAAAAAAAUACUAAUUUCCUGAAGUUAUCAAAACAGACGUGUGAAAACUCCAACUUUUGUCACCCACCUUGCAUCAAUAAUGUUUUAUAAAUUUUUUUUUUCUUCAUACCUAAAAUAUCAAUCCUUCGUGUUUUCCACAUAUUUAUUCACUCGUCUUCACCAACCACAUAUACACUUCUAUAUUCUUCAGUCUAUCAUCACUUCCAUUUCUCCAUCUAUAUUAACUGCCCAUUUGUAUUUUCACCCCUCUAUCUCCCUGAUGAAUGUCCUUCCCCAAGCAAAAAUUCAUACUGUUAUCUACCUUUCAUUCUUGCUUCAGCAGAGACUUACGUGUUUGUUUAUGGCUGGCUGCAGCAGGGUACAUCAAGUAUCCUAAUGUUGAUCUCUUGUGGCCUUAGGGUUCUGGCAAAGUUAUAGUAGUUGUACUUACCUUAGACCAGCUGAUUUUGACUAAUUUCAAUACACAAUCCACUAGAAGCAUGAAAUGAAAGCACGAAUUUUAUUGAAAUGACCACUUUGUAAUUAGUUGAAUGUGCUACAUUUGAUUUAGCAGGCAGUGGAACAGCAUUUGGAAUUUGGUGAAUGAACCACAAAACAUAAACCUAUGACAUACCAUUGCAUUACCUUCCCAUUUUGACCAAUGAUAAUGAUUGUAAAUUAAGUUAUUUCUUUACUAAUUAUGCAAAAAUUAUGUAAAGUGAACACACAAAAAAAUUAUAUAAAUAAAUAUAUUUCUGAAACCUGAUUUGUGCUACUACUGUACAAAACCCCAUAUUGUAUUCCACUACAUCAUCUUUUGCGUACAUACCAACAAUGUAUGCCUUUGCCACUAUUCUGUGAAACUCCAUAUAAGCAACCUAACGAUUUCAGUUUUUCCCAUUACAUUUUUUCCCAAAGUUUGUAUUAUUCAUUUUUAUUUUUGCAAUAUUAUAUGUCCAUUCAAUUGUGUAUUCUUUUUUUAAAUUUUUUUUUUUUUUUAAAUCACGUGUCCCAUUGAAAUAAAAUUAUUUUAUUGGUACUCAGUAACAUCUCCUGAGUACAGUACCACAUUUGUAUAACUUUGCAAAGUACCAGACUAAAUCCUUAAUCCUAUACCAAACCCAAAUCCCAAAUCUAACCCUAAUUCUAAUAGUAAACCCUUAAUCAUAAACCAUACCCUAAUUCUAUGCCUAGCCCAAAUUCAGCUGCAGUGUUGUCUAUAGGUUUAAAGGACUAUAUGCAAUGUUGACUUUUAGCACUGUAUGCAGCUCAUCAAAAAGUCUGGGACCACUAAAAAUAACCACAGCUGACACAGGGGAGGCCUCAGGUGUCUAUUCAUUUAAUCCUGUUCACACUGCAUUGUAACAAUGGGAAUUUAAUUGUACAUUUAAAUCCCUGAUUGGAGCGCUCGCUUGGAGAUCUGCAAACAGAUCAUAGUUUAGUCUGGGGACACUCAUUCUGGCCCAAGCUGAUAGAGGGGGGGCCUUCAGGUGUCAAAAGGUAACCGGGGUUCAUUGCUACCAUUUGCUUUUUCCAUAACGGUCUUUGCCAUCACUGGGCAUUAAAGCCCUGCAUUGUAUGAUGGCAUAGACAGUCAUGUGGUCCUUAAUAGGGAUCGACCGAUAUUGAUUUUAUUUAUUUAUAUUUUUUUUUUGAGCAGAUACCGAUAAUCUGUGAACUUUCAGGCCGAUAACUUGCCGAUAUUCUGUACAUUUACCAUUUUGAAAAAAUAAACUAUUUCUUAAGGUAAAUGCACAAAAUAUACAUGCUACAUGUAGUGUGUGUAUAGUGAAUGCAGGGUGUGUUUGUGUAGUGUGUAUAGUGAAUGCAGGGUCUGUGUGUAUAGUGAAUGCAGUGAGUGCUUGUGUAGUGUGUGUGUGUAUAGUGAAUGCUGUGAGUGCUUGUGCAGAGUGUUCGUGUGUGUAUAGUGUGUGCGUGUGUGUGUGUGUGUGUGUGUGUGUGUAUAUAUAUAUUUAUAUUGUGUGUGUGUGUAUAUAUAGUAUGUGUGUGUAUAGUGUGUGUGUAUAGUGUGUGUGUGUGUGUGUGUGUAUAUAUAGUGUAUAUAGUGUAGUAUGUGUGUGUGUGUGUGUGUGUGUGUGUAUGUGUAUAUAUAUAUAUAUAUAUAUAUGUGUGUGUGUGUGUGUGUGUAUUUUUUUUUAAGUAAAUGAAAAUGAUAGAUUUAACAGAAAAAAUCCACCUCAACUCAAUGAAUUGAGUUCAGUGAUUAGUGAAUGGCUAUUUGUACUAGAUGUAAUACGACGCUUAUUCGUUAUGAUGCCAAUGUAUAUGUCCGUGACUCACUGUAUCAAAUGUUAAAGUAAAAAAACAUGUAAAAAAAAAAAAUUAAAAUGCUAUGUAAAAGUAAACUUGGCCUUGGUGUUAUCAGCACUCGCAUGCAUAGAAACCCAGGAAAGACUGUCAGGGAAGUGCUCAGUGAACUGUUUAGCAGGGAGUUACAGUACAGAGCUCCUUUUCUGGGUGACAUUCACAUUCUGAAGAUAAAUAUUGUGGAAGCUUUUUUUUUUUUUUUAGUGUUUGCUAAUGUGUAUUUCAAGGAACACUCCAAAAACCAUAACCUCUACAGCUCACUGUAGUUAUUGUGUCAGGAGUGCUCCUCCUAGAGUAAGGAAUUAAACCUUUUAAACAAGUUUAACCCCUUAAGGACCAAACUUCUGUAAUAAAAGGGAAUCAUGACAUGUCAUGUGUCCUUAAGGGGUUAACAACUUACCUGAGUCCCAAUGGGUGACUGCUGCCACCUACCAUACUUUCAGAAGCUCUUGCAACUAAAGUUUUUCCUGGCUGUGUAGGCCCUCAUACAUUGACAGAUUGUGCUUAACUCGACAGACGCAGCCAAUGAGCCUACAUUGCAGGGUUUGGGUCAGUGAAGGAAUCUGAAAGCUGCAUUGAUGAACUUCCAGCAACAGGGUAGCAAUAGGUGGCAGCAAGGGCCUGGCAAGUUGUCAACGGGGCACUCUGUAAAUGGAUUCCAGGAACAGUUUGAGGGCUCAGAUCAGCAAUCCCUGUUAUAGAAUUCAGAAAAGUACGUUGUCGGUCAGAAAAAAUAACCAAUCGUCUGAAAAUUAGAGUGUAGGUCAGUAGAUAACCAUUUGUGAUUGCUUUGUGUUUAAACAAAGACCUACUUUUUUAUUUUUAGUGAAUGAUUAUUUUAUUUCUUUUUGUCUUUGCAGCAAUGGCAAUGACUGAACAGACCCCAUGCUUCCCUAUGAGCAAUCACACAAAGGAGCGAGUCACCAUGACUAAAAUGACAUUGGAAAACUUCUACAGUAACCUAAUCACCCAACACGAAGAACGGGAACUAAGGUACACACAAUUGCCAUUAUUAUUAUUAUUAUUAUUAUUAUUAUUAUUAUUAUUAUUAUUUAUAUAGCGCCAUCAGAUUCCGUAGCACUGUACAAUGGGUGGACUAACAGACAUGUAAUGGUAACCAGACAACUGGAUGUACAGGAACAAAGAGGUAGAGGGCCCUGCUCAAUGAGCUUACAUUAUAGAGGGGGUGUGGCAUAGUGAUACAAAGGGUAAAAGUAGGGGUACGAAGUAGGUUGUUAGAAAAGCAUUAAUUGAGGGCUUAGUAGGUAAUUUUUGACAGUUGCAGGAGAGAAGUCAUGGGGGGUGGGGGGAUAAAAGCCUGCUAACAGUUUAAUUGAUAUGCUUUCUUGAAGAAGUGAGUUUUCAAUGAUUUUUUUGAAUGAGUGGAGACUGAGUGAAAUUCUUACAGAGAAGGGAAGGGAGUUCCACAGAAGAAGUGCAGCCCUGGAGAAAUUGUGGAGGCGAGCAUUAGAGGUGGGAGUAUGGACAGAGGCUAUACGUAGGUCUUUGGCAGAGCGCGGGGCCUCGCCGGGACAUACUUGUGUAUUACAGAGGAUAGGAGGUUGGAGCAGCAUUAUGUAGGGACUUGUAAGCAAGCACCAAAAUUUUCAAUUGAGCCCUAUAUCGAACUGGAAGCCAAUGCAGGGCCUGAGAGAAGGGGGAGGUGCGAGCGUACAGGAAAAUGAGCCUCGCCGCCGCAUUCAUUAUAGAUUUCAGCGGUGCAAUCUGGGAACACGUAAGACCACUGUGAAGGGUAUUGUAGUAGUCAAGGCGAGAGAGUGAAAAAGAGCAUGGACCAGCACCUUAGCUGCAUCCGGGGUUAAAUAGGGGCAGAUGCGCGCUGUGUUUUUGAGAUGGAAGCGACAUGAUUUGGUGAUUGAUUGGACAUGAGGGGUGAAAGAGAGGUUGGAGUCAAAAAGAACACCCAGGUUGUGAGGUAGAGGUGAUGGUAGCGCCGUUGAUUUGGAGGGAGACACACGGGAGUAGCAACACUUGAAGGAGGAAAGACCAGAAGUUUGUUUUGGACAGGUUGAGUUUAAGGAAAUGAGCAGCCAUCCAGUUGGAAAUCGAAGACUGAUGACUGAUUGUCUGUAGAAUUGGACUUGAAUGCUUAGAAUGAUUCUCACCUCUCUUGUUUUAUGUGAUGUUAUGACCUACUUAUUAAAAUGUUUGUGAAUACAACUGUAUUAUAUGGGGGGCUUGCAGUUGUAUGCUUCUUUAAGAUGUUAUUCCUGUUUUCAGGAAUGUUUUAACUUUUCCUUUUGCAUAAGUACUUACUAUAUACACAUGGCAUGUAGCUUAAUGAAAGAUAUUGUAGUCCUUUUGUUCAUUGUAAAAAAAUGGUAAAAAUGUACUAUGUGCACUUAGAACAAAUGAAUAUAGCUAGAUAAUGUAAUAUUAGUGGUAGACAAAGACCAUAUGGAUGUCAGAUUCUACUGUAACAUAAUGUUCCCUAGCCAGCCAUCAUACGACUGGAAGGCCUGCCUCUAUUGUAUGCUGUGCACUAAUAAUUCAACACAGUUUCUUUUGUCUCAGUGUGUUUUUGUGUUUAUAUGUUAACGAAGAGAUCUGCAUAUGACAGACCAGUCUGUUUUUCAAGUCAUAAAUGCAAAAUACAAAUAGACAUGAAUAACGACUAAAAAAGUGUGUGUGUGUGUGUGUGUUAUUAAACAGAGGAUAUAUCCGGCUGACUUUUAAAAUUCUAGAACUGUAUGUUUAAAAAAAAGUUUAAGGCUAAGCUAUAGAAUUGGAUGUAAAGCAACACUUUCUAAUCAAAUGUCUCUUUUCAUGCACAUUUUGUCUUCACAUUACUACCUCUAUUUGGCUAGAUGCAGCCCUAGCUGUGAGCUUUCUGCUACUCUUUCAUAAUGGGCAUGGCAUGAAUGUGUUCUAAACAUUAAUGUUUUCUCUGGAUGGGGAAGGAAUGUGCUGACGUCAUUAAGGGCUAUAAGCAGAAUACAAAGCCGCUUUCAAAAUCCUUCUGCAGCAGUUAGCCCUUUUAGCACCUUGAGCAUGUGUAGUAAAUUCAGCAAUUAAUAUGCAAAUAUCCUUCAUUACUUUAAUGGCUCUUUACUUUGUUGUAGAAAACAUUUAAGUGUGUAUGUGUGAUUCUCUAAUACAGUGGUUCCCAAACCAGUCCUCAUGGCCCACCAAAAAUCCAGGAUUUAUGUACACCCUGUUUUAUUCCAAUGGAGAUACUGACAAAACCUGGACUGUUGCUGGGUCUUGAGGACUGGUUUGGAAAACACUGUGCUUAGUACAUUGCUGCUCAACAGUAAAUGGUACAUAUUGGAGGCAUGCAACAGAUAGGUUUUAUGAAUUCCUUGUAUUGUCCUUGCUAGCUAUUCCGGGCAGUUUGUUAGAGCUGCUAUAGUAUAUGCUAGAUAAUUCAAUCCUCUGUAGCUCUGCAAAUGUAUAUAGGCAAAGUGUAAUAUGCAGAGAUACAUACAAUUUAUUUAUCUGGUCUUUUGGAUCAGAAUCCAGCAUUGAUUUAAAAAAGUUGUGUUUGAAAACCGUAUACCGUAGCAUUUUUGUCUUUUCUCUAAUUAUGUACAUGUUGUUUUGGUGCUCCACGCAGGAAAUGUAUCAUACAUAAUGACACGGACUGUCUGCAGUGACCCUGUAGGUUUAAAGGGUCUCUCCAGUGCCAGGAAAACAAACUGUUUUCCUGGCACUGCAGGUCCCCUCUCCCUCCCACCCCCCCAUCCCAUGUUGCUGAACGGGUGAAAACCCCUUCAGUGACUUACCUGUACCCAGCACUGAUGUCCCUCGGCACUGGGUUUGGGUCCACCCACACUCCUCCCCCGCCGACGUCAUCCGGCGGGGGUGACCUAUUUUAUGCUCGGCCGGCGGCAGGGGAGACCAUAGCGUGAGGACGUCCAGCGAUGUUCUAUGAACACAGAAGUGUCCUCUAGUGGCUGUCUAUUAGACAGCCACUAGAGGAGGACUUAACCCUUCAAGGUAAAUAUUGCAGUUUAUAAAAACUGCAAUAAUCACACUUGCAGGGUUAAGGGUAUUGGAAGUUGGCACCCAGACCACUCCAAUGGGCAGAAGUUGUCUUGGUGCCUGGAGUGUUCCUUUAACAAUGCAAUUUAAAACAUGGCAGUUUUUUUAGAAUCAGCAAUGUUUGUGUUUAAGAGUUAAACACGUCUGGUGUCUUCUUCCAGCCACUAAUGGUGCUUAGUGUGCAACAUCCGAGUGAAACUUAGUCAUGUGACAUUUGCCGUUUAAUGAGGACGUUGGACAUCCUAUGAGAAGUCUUUGCUUGGAAGUGCGUGUUGCUUGCCUUGCAUGCACAGCCUAUCACCAAUGCCCUUCUAUUAGGAGCAUUGGAUUGGAUGAUUGGUGUAGAAGCGACGCCUCCUGAGGACGUAAUGAAAGGCGGUGCAGCACCGAGGGUGUCUCAAUACUUUCCAUUAUUUCAAUUUAUUUUUUUUCUAAUUGUGAUGGUUCCCUCCCCACCAAUUAUUAGAACAUCUCCAUAACUGCUAUUAUUUAUUUUUUAUUUUUUUAGGCAGAAGAGGCUAGAAAAAGUCAUGGAAGAAGAAGGCUUACGAGAUGAAGAGGUAAUAGAAUGAUAUACCCACAAUAUUGUAUCACAUAAUGAAAUAUAAGCAUCCUUGUAUUAAGUGACAUCUUUUACUUAGUUCUUAUAACAUCAGUGUCCAAAAGAUGCAGUGACUUGCAAGAGCUAAUUUUUCUACGUUUGUUAAAGAAAAUGACACAAAUUACCACAAUGUUGUAAUAUUUAGGCUAAACUCUGGUCUACAUUUUGUAAUCGUGUGUCAGUAUUUCUAUUUAUUAGAUUAAAAAUCUGAUUUAAAAAUCAGAAGAAUGCCAUUGUUAAAGUGGCUCUCUCACAACAAACUUGUCUUUCUCCAAUUUAUUUUUCUCUCCGUCUCUCCUCUCCGUCUCCCUCUCCCUCUCCCUCUCCUCUCCCUCUCCGUCUCCCUCUCCGUCUCCCUCUCCGUCUCCCUCUCCGUCUCCCUCUCCGUCUCCCUCUCCGUCUCCCUCUCCGUCUCCCUCUCAGUCUCCCUCUCAGUCUCCCUCUCCGUCUCCCUCUCCGUCUCCCUCUCCGUCUCCCUCUCCCAUUAGGAAUUGUCUUAUGUAUUGCAAGCACCACUUCAUUUGUCAAGUCCCAUUUUCUCACAAUUCCAACUAUGCAUCAAUUCCAUCUUCUGUCCUCUCUAAUCUUGGUAUCCAUCUUUUUUGUUUUUAAAAUUUUAUUUUUUUAUUUUUUUUUAUUUCACAUGCCCACUUUCUAUUACAUUGGGGAUGAUCAGAAAUGAGGGGGGAAGGGAGGGCAGAAGAAUGCAGUGACCACACCUCACUGCCAGGCUUCUGCAGAUGGCACCGAAUAGGAUCUGAGCCCAGUCACUUAAGAGCUUUUCAAGCUAUCUUGCCACAUUGGGAGUAUGGGAGGAUAUAUAGGUUUGGAGGAAACGAUAAAAAAGAAAACAAAAAAAUGUUGCAUAUGAUUAAGCCUCUUUAAGUUAAUUUAAAAAAAAAAAAAAUGUGAUGGUAACCAAAAAAAGGUAGCUCUGCCUUUUUUUUAAGUGGUGAGAAAUUACAUAUGGCAAAAUAGUCCCUAAUUUGCCUUGUGUAUUUUAGGAGUAUAAAAAAAGAACGGUAGAACAGAUUAGGAGUGAGCAAGAGUAAUAUUUUGAAGUUAAAGGGACACUAUAGUCACCAGAACCACUACAGCUUAAUGUAAUGGUUCUGGAGUCUAUAGCAUGUCACUGCAGUCUUAGCACUGUAAAUGGUGCCUUUUUUAAGGAAAAGGCAGUGUUCACAUUGCUGCCUAGUAACACAUCUGGUGACAGUCACUCAGGUGACCACUAGAGGUGCUUCCUUUUCCAGUGCUGCACAGUGUGCAGCACCUACGUUCAGCGCCUCCAUUCAAUGCAUGAGGAGAUGCGGAUUGGUGCAGCGCAGAGUUUUGCCACAAAGCAUUGGGUUUGCUGAGAUCAUCAAAACUGAUGCUCUCAACCGUGGAGGCGGGGCAAGUUGCCGGCAUGACUGUGGGAAAAGGUACAUUUUUUUUUUUUUAAAACAUCUUUUUAUAUCCACAGAGAAGGGGGCCCGGGACCUAAAUAUGUAUUCCAGCACUAUAGUGUUAGAAUACAUGUUUGCAAUUCUAAAAAUAUAGUGUUCCUUUAAGUUUAAGGUUACAGAGCUGCUUCCAGUGAGGGUGCUCAGGCUGCUGUGUGGAGUAUCUUCUGAUGUUGGAUUAUAGGUAACUUUAAUUGUGGUUUUAGGCAAUUUAAAAACAAAUCUAAAUAGGUUAAAACACUCUUCUACAAAAAAAAGGUAAAUAAUGUUAUAAUUUAAACAGAUUAUUAGUUUAUUUGUAGCUACCUUAAUAUGUAAGAAAUCAAUUUCUUAUUUUUAAUUUUAUUUAUUUUUUGGUAGAAAAAAAUGCGAAGGUCAGCACAUGCACGAAAAGAGACUGAAUUUUUACGACUCAAAAGAACGAGGCUAGGACUGGAGGAUUUUGAGUCCCUUAAAGUGAUUGGGAGAGGAGCUUUUGGAGAGGUAUGGUAGUAGCAUGCAUGCUUUAAUGCUCAUGUUGUGUGAACUACUUACUCACAGGCUAUUUGAACAUAUGGUUGGGAUUCUUUACAAGCUAAUAAGCAUAUACCACUUGUUCAUUUUUGUUAAAGUGUAGUAACCUUCAUAAAUGAUGCUGUGUGUUUGGAGUAAGUUACAACGUUAUAUUUGUUAAAAAGAGACUGAAGUCAAUCAAGUUGAACCUUAAGUAAGAGUAUAUGUAAAAUCCACUUGCUCAUUCAUGCUGUAAUAGUUAUAGAGCUUUGCAGUUUUAAUUAAAGUGUUACUUCAAUCAACAUGACCAUUUCGGUGGUUUGAAAUCAUUACGGUUCCUCAAGUCUAUGUUCAGAGUCUCACUUUAAAACACGCUGUUGGAUUAACUCCACUUCCGGAAGUGUCAUAGGGGGCGUCAUUAGCCUGUCUGGCUAAUGAUAAUUCUGAUUGCAUUUAUUGGCUGAAAGCUGAUGGUCUUCAUGAAUGUAGACUGGAUCAGCUUUUACAGCUUUGCAGAAGCCCUAAGAGCAUCUUCUGGUUAGGCAGCAGCCUCAGGGACCCAGGGAAGGGGGCAAUACGUUUAGCAACAUUACAGGUGGCUGCACCAGAGUACAUAACCACUAAUGCGGGCUUGGAGUAGCACUUUAAUAUUAAUCUCUACAUUGCUGUUAUUUCAUGCAUGCAUUCAAACAGAGCCCCCAUUGAACUGCUAAAAUUCAAGUUGCUGGGGAAUUGCUAAAGUUCUCUCGGCCCGAGUAUUCCUUGAAGUCAAUGUGGGUUCAGUGGUGCCAAAUUAAUGAUCAUAAGUGAAUCCUUUUCACAUAAUUUUACUGAAGCAAGCAGUCAUUAAAAUUCACAUUUCAUGUUUUAUUUAGUGAAUUUUAAAGGGAUAGUUGUAUGCAUUUAUAUAUGAAAGUUACAUGGUGACUUCCAAUAUGUUUAAUAAAGGGAGUCGGUAAAUGUACAGAUGAGCAGAUAUUUAGCAUUUUUAUUACAUCUAUUACUUCCAGCUCUAGCUGCGUACUAUCCUCACAGACGUGCAGACACGUAUGCAUGUACCUUGGCAUCCUUUGCUAGAGAGCUUUUGACUUAGGACAUAGUUCAAAGCAUGUAUAAUAAGAGUGAGAAUCUGCACUCAACAAGAGUUAAUAUAUCGGUGGCACUAAAAUUUGUUUAUAACGUUCAAAAAGCACUUUUUUUUUUUUUUUGUCUAUGUAAAAGGAAGAUGUGUAAAAUAUGAGUGUGUGUGUGUGUGUGUAUAUAUAUAUAUAUAUGUGUGUGUGUGUGUAUAUAUAUAUAUAUAUAUAUAUAUAUAUAUAUUGAGAAAAAUUAUAUUUGGAAAUGAACUGCCACUCAGCACGUAUUCACUCAAUAGACAGACAGGAUUAGUUGAUUUUGUGCAGACUGCUUGGGAUCAGAUAUCUUUAAGUCUAUCACCUUUUUAUUGCAGUGGUUUUUUUUUUUUCUUCUUGCACUGUACUGGUGACUUGCUGUUAUCUGUACUAUCUUUGUGAAAGAGUGCAAGAAAAUAGCUUCUAAAAUGUAGAAACCAUCUAUCACAUAUAGAAAGCAGACUGUCAAAGUGAUAUUUAUUCCAAAAUAUGCACAUUCUUUUCUUUAAUGGAUUCACACUUGAUAAUAGAUUAUGUAACUUGUUUGUCCGCAUUCUAAAUUUUAAGUAUUUUCUUUCUUUGAUUUAACUCAUGCAGUUUGAAUACUUAAGCACAUUAAGAAAAAUGAAGUCAAAAUCAUUUUCAAUGUUAUUUUACUCAACUUAGAAACACUGCUGUAGAGCAAAAGUGAUAAACGGUUGAUGUGAAAACCCCCAACAAACCCAAAACAUUUUUUACCAUGUAAUGCCAAUUAUUAAACAAGUGGCUGGUGCUUUACACGAGAUGAAUGCAAAGGUAAUUGUAAAGCCCUGCUGAAUAAUUUGAAUGUAUAGUAAAUACGAACAAUAAGUCAGGGAAGCCAUUGCUUUAAUUUUCAUACAAUACAUAUUACGCAUAGAGUGCCAGUUUGGAAAGAUAGCAAACUGCACAAAUCUGAACCUCCCAUGCAAAAUAUCUGUGACUAUUACUUUUGGUCGCGUUUGCCAAAUGUAUAUCUCUUUAAAGAGGAGUUGUUGCCAAAAGUUACCAAUUUUAAAUUUUUUGCAAAGAAAUGACAAAGUUUAAACGUCAAAAAUUUUGUGAAUUGCUCAAUCUGUUUAUGUUCAUGGACUGCAGUCUACUUCCUUAAAAUUAAUGGUUCCUUUAUCUCCUUUCUUUAUUGUAGGUCAGACUGGUUCAAAAGAAAGACACUGGACAUGUAUAUGCAAUGAAAAUAUUACGUAAAUCGGACAUGCUGGAAAAAGAACAGGUAAUCUGUCCGUCUAGGUGAUAUUGAUUCUCCCUCUUAGUUACAAUUUUUUAUAUCUUCAGCUUCUGUAAUAUAAACGGCAAUUGAGCAACUGCACAUGUUUAAAUUAUAGUGGGAAUUUUACUUUUGUGGCCUACAGACUGGGGUAGCUAAACCUCCCAUCCAUACAGCAGAGCAAAAAGGUGUCUGGGAAAACGCAUGUUAUUUAAAGCAGACUUUUUUAUUAGAAGUGCCAAUAUUUUGGCUCUACAUUUGAGCCUAUUUCAAGCCAUAACAUUCUCACUGUACCAUAGGCUUGAGGGAGGCUCAAAUGUAUAGCUUAAACCUUGCUGUUCCUUUCUUUGCUCAGCUUCUGUUAAACAUGAAAAUAUUCUGUUAAGCUACUUUUUAUGGUCUUUGUUUAGAUACAGUAUUUUCUAUGUGAGUCUUGUAUUUCAUUAUAAAUUAUUUAUUAGCCAAUAUUAAAAUGAUCAGUUAAAUGUAACUGGCAGUAUCUUGUCUGCCAUACCUCUCAAGUGUCAUUAUUCUGGUGCCACACUACUAAAAUGAAAUUUAUUCUACUUUUGUCAAUCUGAAAUGUUGGGUAGCGUGGUCUUCCUUUUUAGUAGACACGGAAUCUGUUGGCUUGAUAUUUUGUGUGAAAUUUUGUAUUACUUAGUUAUAUACACAUAGGUUUCUUAAUGAUAUACCAAAUGGGUGAGCUAGAAAGGUAAAAAAAUAAAUUAUUACAAUUCAUUAGAACGUAGGGUGGGAAAUAAAAAAUGCGCAAAUAUAUGCUGUUCAGCAGGUUCUGUUACUUACUGGUUUGGUUAGCUCAGUGACACUAAACUCAAGAGGCCGCAAUUGCACACAGCACCUGCCUUACAAAAAACUUCUUAUUGAGCUGCAUUGGAAGGUCUGUGAAUGGACACAGUCUGGGCAGUGUUAGAAAGGGAAGGUUUUCAAAAGCUGCAGAAGAGAGAUCGGCAGGUUUUGCAGACAGUCUUUAGAUUUACCCUCAAUGAAAAGAUGCAUAAUUCAAUACAUUCAAGUCUCCAUUUGGUGUAUAUCUACCAAACAGUGAUUCUUUAUUUUAUAUUCGGCUAGUGGAGUUUCCAUUUAAGCAUUUGAAUGUCAUUUUCCCUAGUAAAUGAUUAAAAAGAUACGCCUGUUUUUUCAUUGUGGAUAUUAUUAUUUUUUUCUAAGUUCAGAAUUAUUACUAAAUCAUUUAUUUCUAUAGUGUAAGUAGAUCCUGACACACUGAUAGAGAAGGUUUGUAGAGCCUGUUUACAAUCUGAAAGUGAGUUUUACUUGCCCUUUCUUGCGAACUUGUUUAUCAGGUUAGUUUAAUUCAGAUCACAGCAAGCUACAUUUCUCUAAAAACUGUACCACAAAAAAAAUAAACACUGAUUACUAGGAAUGUCUAACAAGUUCUGCAAUAAUGUCAAGCAAAAAUUAUUUAUCUGAGUGAAACACCCCCUACAGCACAGCUACAGAUUUGUUGUUGCUAUAUGUGCAAACUCAGGACUAGAUUAUUCUGGGACAUCAUGGGUGUAGAAAUGGAAAAAGAAAACCAGUAAAAAAAUAAAUAAAAAUAAAUAAAAAAACACUGCUUGACUACGCUAUUAAAGUGGUAACCAAACCUACUUGCCCUGACACACAAAAUAAAUUUAAAGGAACACUAUAGUCACCCAGACCACUUUAUCUCAAUUACUGUAUGUUUCAGCUCAUUAGAUAUGCUUUCUUAAAGGGACACUAUAGUCACCUGAACAACUUCAGCUUAAUGAGGUUGUUCAGGUGAGAACUAUGGCUCCCUGCAGCCUUUCUCAUGUAAACACUGUAUUUUCUGAGAAAAUACAGUGUUUACAUUGAAAGCUAGGAACACUUCCAGUUGCAGUCACUCACAGUGAACCAGAGGGACUUCGGAGUUGCUGUGCACGAGCAUCCUGUGAUUCAGUGUCUCCUCCCUCUGCAUGCAGACACUGAACUUUCCUCAUAGAGAUUCAUUGAUUCAUCUCUAUAUGAGGAGAUGCUGAUUGGCCAGGGUGGUGUUUGAAUCAUGCUGGCUCUGCCCUUGAUCUGCCUCUUUGUCCGUCUCAGCCAAUCCUAUGGGGAAGCACUGUGAUUGGAUCAGGCUACCACUUCUGAUGAUGUCAGCAGACUGCUUGUUUUUCCUGAGUCUAACAGCAUGCAGAUUUACAGCUUCUGGCUUGAAUACAGUAAGAUUUUUACUAUAUUUAUGGAGGCAUGAGGGGCCCAGGGGGGCUAGAUUGUCGUGUUAACACUAUAGGGUCAGGAAUACGUAGUUGCGCUGGUGACUAUAGUGUCCCUUUUAAGCUCGUAAAAGCUUAAUAGGAAUAAAGCUUCCUUGACAAUUUUGUGUGCCCGAUCAUCUGUUUAUUUUUACCCCAUUUAAAAAAUAAUACUUUUGCUGCAAAUGCCAAGGUUUUCCAGUUUCUACUGUGCUGCCUGCUGUUCUCUCGGGCAGUCCUGUCCCUUCUGUUAUUUUCAUUGGGAACACUGUACAGGAAUAAAUAGGAUGUGUAGUUUAGUUGACUUAUUUCUAUUUAAAAACACGCACGCGCGCCACAUGGUAGUUUUUAUUAACUGUAAAGUAGGUCCAUUUGUGUGUUUCAUGAAUGUAAUUGAAAUUGCUGUCCAUUCUUUCUCUAGCUGCUCCUCGUCACUUUCUCCUGGAAAUGUUAGUUAAGAGGGUGGAGAUGAGGUACAUCUGCUCCCUCAAACCAUACAAAACCAUGAAAACAUUUAAAAUAAAAAAUUGUGUUUCGUGGGAAGAGAUGUAUUCUUGCACUGGGGUCCAUGGAUAAAGUUUAUAGAGCAUGUGUAUGUUUGUGAAUUGACAGUGUCAUUUGGCAUUAAAUUCACAUUUCCUCUUUCACCAUGAGUUGGGCUUCUGUGUGAAGUGUACAGUGUGUGCAGUAAUGUUUUGGGAGCUUACUGAUGAAAAGGAAGUGGUAAGAUGGGUGUAACCGCCUAACAUAUGUCUUCUCAUUGAAUGUUUCACAACACAAACAAACUGUUCUCUUCCAAGACAAAACAUGAGAUAUAAUCACCCAUUAGACGGAAAUUACAUUAUAAUGUUCAAUCUACGUCCCCUUGCUUCUGUAUACUGGAGUUUGAAGAUAGAUUUAUUUUAUUUUAUUUUUUAAAUCAAAGAAACUUCAUUUUGAGAAAGCAGCAUAUUUUGAGGGGGGAUUAGAGGGGAACUUUCACUUCAGGGGAUUUUACACCAUUGAAUAAAGUACCUAUUAUUUCAGGUUUUUUUUUUGUUUUGUUUUUUUCUCUCAUUUGGUGCUUUGAUUUUCUUUUAAAUUUAUAUAAAAGGUUUAGCUAAUUAUGGUACAUUCUAAUGUAUUUCUGACAAGGCAAACACAGGGCAAACAUUGCAAGUGACAAGGAAAACUAGAAAUAUAUUGUUUGAAUUCUCCUUUUCUCUGUAAAUGGACUGUCAGAUGCAAAGCACACAUCUUAUAAUAUUGACAGUCAUAUAAGAUGGAGACACCCAGUUACAGGAUAAAGGUGUGGAUAUAUACACUGAACAAAAUCUAUAAAUGCAACACUUUUGUUUUUGCCCCCAUUUUUCAUGAGCUGAACUCAAAGAUCUAAGACUUUUUUACAAAUCUGUCUAAAUCGGUGUUAGUGAGCACUUCUCCUUUGCCGAUAUAAUCCAUCCACCUCACAGGUGUAGCUUAUCAAGAUGCUGAUUAGACAGCAUGAUUAUUGCACAGGUGUGCCUUAGGCUGGCCACAAUAAUAGGCCACCCUAAAAUGUGCCGCUGUGCGGUGGAUGGAUUAUCUCUGCAAAGGAGAAGUGCUCACUAACACAGAUUUAGACAGACUUUUGAACAAUAUUUGAGAGAAAUAGGCCUUUUGUGUACAUAGAAAAAGUGGGGACAAAAACAAGUGUUGCGUUUAUAAUUUUGUUCGGUGUACAUUUAGUCUUUAGAGGUUUUUAAAAUAAAUACAUAUUUCAAAUAGGGAUGAGGAAAGAUACUUGAAGAAAAUGUUUGUUUGUUUUUUCUCUCUGAAGUGAGUUCAUCUUUAAAGCUAACGUAGAAUAUAAAGUUUGUGUUACUACGAUCUAUAUAUAUAUCUUGCACACCCAUUUCAUAUUCUAGACAAGUAAGUUUGGAUUAUUCCUAUGUAACAUCAACUGCAAAUGUUAGAAUACAGUAGCUAUAUGAGAUUGUUUGAUACACUCGAAAUUGUAAGAAUGGAACUAAAUAGGCUAAAAAUAUUACACAAUUUAAAAAAACAGCGAACCUGGAGAUUUUAUUUUCCGUGUAGCUAAUUUGGGCUAAAAUAAGGAGUUUCCUGAAUUGCUGAAUAACCCCAGUUAUUUUGUACUUAUGUUUCUUAAAUUAUGAUUCACAGACCAAUAUACCAACAAAUUCAAAUAAUUAUAUUAACUCCUGUAAUGCAAAGCACUUAAAGCCAGAGACCCAGAGUCCAUGUUUCACUGGAUGAUGGCAAAUGAGUACAGUUUUCUUGUAACAUAGGGUGCAAAGCUGGAUGGCAAAAAGGACAAUAUGUUGUAUUUUCCUGUAAGCCAGGAGCGAAAGGUUUUUAUUCACGGAGUCCGGACCAUAUAA
Molecule: messenger RNA, 18144 nt
Organism: Pelobates cultripes (western spadefoot toad)
Lineage: Eukaryota; Metazoa; Chordata; Amphibia; Anura; Pelobatidae
Source: the annotation of a GenBank genome assembly